AGCGCAGGGGCGGGACCACGUCGACUUCCGGCCCACCCCGGAAGCGGAAGUGCAGGCGCCGCGGGGUCGUGUCCACCGCGCGCCCGCCGUCCCGCCCGGCGAUCCCUACCGCCACGGUCUCCCGCCACUGCCCCGCUCGCCGGUCCCGCCAUGCUAUCGCUAGACUUUCUGGACGAUGUGCGGCGGAUGAACAAGAGGCAGCUGUAUUAUCAAGUCCUGAAUUUUGGGAUGAUUGUCUCCUCAGCAUUGAUGAUCUGGAAGGGCUUAAUGGUAAUAACUGGAAGUGAGAGCCCCAUUGUAGUAGUGCUCAGUGGCAGCAUGGAACCUGCGUUUCACAGAGGAGACCUGCUCUUCCUGACAAAUCGAGUUGAAGACCCCAUACGAGUGGGGGAAAUUGUCGUGUUCAGGAUAGAAGGACGGGAGAUCCCCAUAGUGCACCGAGUCCUGAAGAUUCAUGAAAAGUAGGGCAUAUUAAG
Dipodomys ordii (Ord's kangaroo rat) is the source of this 476-nucleotide messenger RNA. RefSeq names its product SEC11 homolog A (S. cerevisiae) (gene Sec11a). The coding region runs from base 151 to 465 and encodes 104 amino acids. NCBI's taxonomy places the organism in Eukaryota, Metazoa, Chordata, Mammalia, Rodentia, Heteromyidae. Gene Ontology annotation, molecular function: serine-type endopeptidase activity. The record is from RefSeq and is a predicted model, not a curated record. The transcript has 4 exons. Gene Ontology annotation, cellular component: signal peptidase complex; membrane.